Messenger RNA from Fusarium mangiferae, 912 nucleotides. RefSeq lists its product as uncharacterized. Lineage: Eukaryota; Fungi; Ascomycota; Sordariomycetes; Hypocreales; Nectriaceae. The record is from RefSeq and is a predicted model, not a curated record. Bases 1 to 912 code for a protein of 303 amino acids. The transcript is spliced from 6 exons.
AUGGCAGUAUUGGACGAGGUCCCUCAUGUCACCGCACGUGUUCGAGUCGCCGGGGAGCUCGCCACAGAAUAUGAUCCCCUUGAUGACGAAGAAGCCGUGGUCAAACUUGACAAAGAAGGCAUCAAGAUCCCAAGAAAAGUGUGUUACGUCGAAUCCAAGUCAGGCGCCGAGUUUGCCAUCGAAAUUGCGGUUUCUGAUAAGAGGAACAAGCUUCUUGAGGUACCCCUCUCUAGUAGUAGGGAAGAGGCCAUCAUCAUCUCAUCCGGAAGAGUUUCACCAGAAACAUGGGCGAAAAAACCAAUACUGGGCAAGUUUGUCUUUGCUCCUAUUAAUACAAUCUCCGGUCCCACAAGCGCCGAUAGGCUCAACGAGGACCUCAAACGUGCGGAGACCUUGGGAACAAUCCGGCUGCGUCUUUUCACAUGUCGAUUUAAAGGAACGCGGCCCCGGAAGCAUCAUCCUUGCUAUUCUACCAGCCGAGAGGAUUCUACCAGCCGAGAGGUAGAAGUAGCGGAAAAGGCGCUGAAAGGCAAGGCAAUAAGCCAUACAACCACACUGGCUGAAACAACCGAGAAAACCAGUUCGCGCAAAGUAGUCACUACUGACAAACGUCUGAUGGGAGAAAUCUUCUUUCGUUAUCGGUCCUACCAAGCACUCCAGCAUGAGAUGAUUAUCCCACGCACACCGUCACCCGAGCCCUCAGCUACAACUGGCAUCGAUGCAAGUGCCCUUUCUCUCCUCACCGAGAGUGACAUUCGCCGUCUCGCUCUGGAAAGACUGCGUGAUACUCAGAUCAAGAAUGAGUCCUCUCGUGUCAAGCGGGAGGCAGAAGAAGCCUCCCAAUCGCCCCGGCGAUGGAAGUUUGUGAGACUGGAUGAUGGGAAAGAGACUGUCGACUUGACAGAUGACUGA